GAGGCUAAUUAUACGGGACUCGGCGACCUUGGCCUUUCUUUGGCCUUCGGAGGUUGGUUUAUUGUCACCAUCAAGCGCUUGUGCCGUGCUUUCAACUUCUGACACGGUAGCGUAGGGUCUUUUGUUCCAAAAAUGGGUGGCAGCGAGUCUUUGUUGCGAAUGUAUAUAUCGGACUCGGGUUGCCUCGUCCACUGUGGAUUGUUCCACAUCUAUACUUGCACUCAUACUAUAUAAUCAUUUACUUUCUUAAGGCUCAAGCUGUGCAGUGGCAUAAAUUGCUCCCAUGGCGCCCAUCCAACCUCCGAGCUUGUUGAAGAGAAAGACAAACUACUGGGAUACCUUGAACCGGCCUCGGUUGACCAGAAACGCUUUGAGGGAAGUACAGCAGAGAGUCGCUAAGCCAGUCUACGGACCCCCAACGUAUGUAAAUAUCGAGCGCCCCGGCGAUUUCGCUACUGACGGAGUCAUAGACCUGCCCAAAGGGCCGAGGUUAUUCUCCAAGGUUUGACAAGAAACGGUUGAGGGAGAUCUCGAAAUUUUCGCGCCAUGGAGGCCCAGACCUUGCUGGCCUAAGAGGCGUAUGUUGCCUUACAAACAUUCUCUCGAGGACCAUAGCUGACAUAGAUUUCUUAGUUUCCGGAGCCGCAAGUAAACCGCGAUGACUCCAUCGAACCAACGAAUACCUCCUCGGGCGAGGGGUUGAAGUUUUGGGACUAUGGGUUAAAGGAACAAGCGGCUGGUCCCGCAAACACCACAGCGUAUAGCGAUAACUUUGAAGACCACCUGAUCAACCAUUUAAUAUAUCCUCCUGGGUAUAAGUACCCAGAUAGUAGGGAGCCCGCGCCUCCAAAAAACUUGGAGGAGAUCAAGGAGAUGAUAACAGCUCCACGGGCUUCUGUAUCAACGUAUUCAAAGGACGAUUUUGAGGAAUUCGCAAUCACGUAUUGGAAAGUACGUACCGAACAGGAGGCCAAGGAUUCUGUGAUAUCGAUACUUGAGGGCAGGGCGUCCGGGCAUGCUGGUAAAAAUCGCCGCUUUGCCAACCUAGCCCAUCUGACUGAUGGCAUCCAAAUCCACGCCAAACCGGACAUAUAUCAUGGUGCACGUGCGGCAAAAUUGGACUCUGCAAUCCUCAACAAGCUCAACGACUUGAUAGUUCCAUCGCAAACUGAUGGACUUGUUGCUCCGAAUUUUUUCUUGAAGGUCAAAGGUGCUCAAGUCAGUGCUGUUGAGGCUGAACGACAAGCUUGUUAUUAUGGCGCUCUUGGGGCUCGAGCCAUCCAUGCCCUCCACUCACACAAGCAAGAGAAGCCUGUGUUUGACAACAAUGCUUAUACCAUAUCAGCAACAUAUUGUCGCGGACUCUUGGAGCUAUACGCAACACACAUUGCCAGUUCAGGUCGGAAUCUCGGUGUCCCCGAGUAUGUGAUGACACGCCUUGGGGAAUGGACCAUUCAUGCAAAUAUGAAGAGCUUCCAGCAAGGGCUGACUGCGUAUCGAAAUGCUCGAGAUUGGGCCAGGAAGAAGCGAGACGAGGCUGUUGCAGCCGCAAAUAAAAGGCAGUCGGUCCAUAAACCUCCAACAAGCCAAGCGAGCAACGUGCGCAAACAGUCUAUGAGCAAUGUGAAAGGAUAUCCCAAAAGCAAUGCUGGAAUCCAAUCAGGAAACUCAGACGAAGUUCAGUCUCGGCGGAAAUCGACUGACAAGGGCGUGACAGAGCGGAGGGCAAUUCCGGAGCGGCCGAAAAAUACGGAGAACCGCGCGGUAGACUAAGACGCGUCUGCGCGACUUGACGGCGUUCGGAUUUGACUCGGUGCCCGGUGACAAGUCAUCAGAGGCAAGGAGAAGCCUUGAGGCAUUUUCGUGCUUACUCUGUGCUUUCAAGAGGUACAGAGUCAAGUCAGAUCAGGUCAGCUUA
Aspergillus calidoustus is the source of this 1918-nucleotide messenger RNA. Lineage: Eukaryota; Fungi; Ascomycota; Eurotiomycetes; Eurotiales; Aspergillaceae. The record is from the annotation of a GenBank genome assembly.